Messenger RNA from Ceratotherium simum simum (southern white rhinoceros), 3130 nucleotides. It is a transcript of the gene SLC12A3, whose product is annotated as solute carrier family 12 member 3. Gene Ontology annotation, biological process: potassium ion homeostasis; sodium ion homeostasis; sodium ion transmembrane transport. Gene Ontology annotation, molecular function: sodium:potassium:chloride symporter activity. NCBI's taxonomy places the organism in Eukaryota, Metazoa, Chordata, Mammalia, Perissodactyla, Rhinocerotidae. The record is from RefSeq and is a predicted model, not a curated record. Gene Ontology annotation, cellular component: apical plasma membrane.
CUGACACCGGAGCCACAAUGGCGGAGCUGCCGGUGUCAGAGACUCCGGGGAACCCUGCUCUGUGCAGUGGGCGCUUCACCAUCAGCACGCUGCUGGGGGGCGAUGAUCCGCCCCCACCAGCUGCCUAUGACAGCAGCCACCUGACCCACGGCAGCACCUUCUACAUGCGCACCUUUGGCUACAACACUCUGGAUGUGGUGCCCGCCUAUGAACACUAUGCCAACAGCGCCCUGCCCGGCGAGGCCCGGAAGGUCCGGCCCACGCUGGCAGACCUGCACUCCUUCCUCAAGGAAGGCAGCCACCUGCACGCCCUGGCCUUUGACAGCCGGCCCAGCCAUGAGAUGACCGAUGGGCUGGUGGAGGAUGAGGCGGGCAACAACGGCGAGAAGAACUCUGGGGAGCCCGUGCGCUUUGGCUGGGUCAAGGGCGUGAUGAUUCGUUGCAUGCUCAAUAUCUGGGGCGUGAUCCUCUACCUGCGGCUCCCCUGGAUUACAGCCCAGGCAGGCAUUGUCUUGACCUGGAUCAUCAUCCUGCUGUCUGUCACGGUGACCUCCAUCACAGGCCUCUCCAUCUCGGCCAUCUCCACCAACGGCAAAGUCAAGUCAGGUGGCACCUACUUCCUCAUCUCCCGGAGUCUUGGCCCAGAGCUAGGGGGCUCCAUCGGCCUCAUCUUUGCUUUUGCCAACGCUGUGGGUGUGGCCAUGCACACCGUGGGCUUUGCCGAGACGGUGCGGGACCUGCUCCAGGAGUACGGCACGCCCAUCGUGGACCCCAUCAACGACAUCCGCAUCAUCGGCGUGGUCACCAUCACCGUGCUGCUGGGCAUCUCCCUGGCUGGCAUGGAGUGGGAGUCCAAGGCCCAGGUACUCUUCUUCCUCGUCAUCAUGGUCUCUUUUGCCAACUACUUGGUGGGGACGCUGAUCCCCCCGUCUGAGGACAAGGCCUCCAAAGGCUUCUUCAGCUACCGGGCUGACAUUUUUGUCCAGAACCUGGUUCCUGACUGGCGGGGCGGGGACGGCACCUUCUUCGGGAUGUUCUCCAUCUUCUUCCCCUCGGCCACCGGCAUCCUGGCAGGGGCCAACAUCUCCGGGGACCUCAAGGACCCUGCUGUAGCCAUCCCCAAGGGAACACUCAUGGCCAUUUUCUGGACCACUGUCUCCUACCUGGCCAUCUCAGCCACCAUCGGCUCCUGUGUGGUUCGCGACGCCUCCGGGGACCUGAACGACACGGUGACCCCGGGCUCGGGUGCCUGCGAGGGGCUGGCCUGCGGCUACGGCUGGAACUUCACGGAGUGCUCCCAGCAGCACAGCUGCCACUAUGGCCUCAUCAACUACUACCAGAGCAUGAGCAUGGUAUCCGGCUUUGCACCCCUGAUCACGGCUGGCAUCUUUGGGGCCACCCUCUCCUCUGCCCUGGCCUGCCUUGUCUCUGCCGCCAAAGUCUUCCAGUGCCUGUGCGAGGACAAGCUGUACCCGCUGAUCGGCUUCUUUGGCAAGGGCUACGGCAAGAACAACGAGCCGGUGCGUGGCUACCUGCUGGCCUAUGCCAUCGCCGUGGCCUUCAUCAUCAUUGCUGAGCUCAACACCAUCGCCCCCAUCAUCUCCAACUUCUUCCUGUGCUCCUACGCCCUCAUCAACUUCAGCUGCUUCCACGCCUCCAUCACCAACUCCCCCGGCUGGAGACCCUCGUUCCGAUACUACAGCAAGUGGGCGGCGCUGUUCGGGGCGGUCAUCUCCGUGGUCAUCAUGUUCCUUCUCACCUGGUGGGCAGCCCUCAUCGCCAUCGGCGUUGUCCUCUUCCUCCUGCUCUAUGUCAUCUACAAGAAGCCAGAGGUAAACUGGGGCUCCUCGGUCCAGGCUGGCUCCUACAACCUGGCCCUGAGCUCCUCGGUGGGCCUCAACGAGGUGGAGGAUCACAUCAAGAACUACCGCCCUCAGUGCCUGGUACUCACGGGGCCCCCCAACUUCCGCCCGGCCCUGGUGGACUUUGUGGGCACCUUCACCCGGAACCUCAGCCUGAUGAUCUGUGGCCACGUGCUCAUCGGACCCCGCAAACAGAGGAUGCCUGAGCUCCAGCUCAUCGCCGACGGGCACACCAAGUGGCUGAACAAGAGGAAGAUCAAGGCCUUCUACUCGGACGUUAUCGCCGAGGACCUCCGCAGCGGCGUCCAGAUUCUCAUGCAGGCUGCAGGUCUCGGGAGAAUGAAGCCCAACAUCCUGGUGGUGGGGUUCAAGAAGAACUGGCAGUCGGCUCACCCUGCCACGGUGGAAGACUACGUCGGCAUUCUGCACGAUGCUUUUGAUUUCAACUACGGGGUGUGUGUCAUGAGGAUGCGGGAGGGUCUCAACAUCUCGAAGAUGAUGCAGGCACACAUUAACCCUGUGUUUGACCCAGUGGAGGACGGCAAGGGAGCCAGCGCCAGUGGGACCAGGCCGUCUGUCUCCUGCACACUGGACCCCGAGGCCCUGGCACGGGAGGAGCAGGCCAGCACCAUCUUCCAGUCAGAGCAGGGCAAGAAGACCAUCGACAUCUACUGGCUAUUCGACGAUGGAGGCCUCACCCUCCUCGUCCCCUAUCUCCUGGGCCGCAAGAAGAGGUGGAGCAAAUGCAAGACCCGCGUGUUCGUGGGGGGCCAGAUCAGCAGGAUGGACCAGGAGAGAAAGGCGAUCAUUUCUCUGCUGAGCAAGUUCCGGCUGGGGUUCCACGAAGUCCAUGUCCUUCCUGACAUCAACCAGAAGCCGCGGGCUGAGCACACCAAGCGGUUUGAGGACAUGAUUGCACCCUUCCGCCUGAAUGAUGGCUUCAAGGACGAGGCCACUGUCACCGAGAUGAGGCGGGACUGCCCCUGGAAGAUCUCAGAUGAGGAGGUUAACAAGAAUAGAGUCAAGUCGCUUCGGCAGGUGAGGCUGAAUGAGAUUCUGCUGGAUUAUUCCCGAGACGCUGCUCUCGUCGUCAUCACCUUGCCCAUAGGGAGGAAGGGGAAGUGCCCGAGCUCGCUGUACAUGGCCUGGCUGGAGACGCUGUCCCAGGACCUCAGACCUCCGGUCAUCUUGAUCCGAGGAAACCAGGAGAACGUACUCACCUUUUACUGCCAGUAACUCCAUGCUUGGCCUUGCCUGCCUGAAGCCAA